Orbicella faveolata is the source of this 2842-nucleotide messenger RNA. RefSeq lists its product as uncharacterized. Gene Ontology annotation, molecular function: single-stranded DNA binding. Gene Ontology annotation, cellular component: Shu complex. The record is from RefSeq and is a predicted model, not a curated record. Gene Ontology annotation, biological process: double-strand break repair via homologous recombination. NCBI's taxonomy places the organism in Eukaryota, Metazoa, Cnidaria, Anthozoa, Scleractinia, Merulinidae.
GCAAGGUUAACUUAUUUUAAUCAGGAGCUCUGCUUUUAGGCUUGGUUAAAUCUGUAUAUUAGUGUGUAGACUGGUGCUGCAGUACAGUUGAACUUGAUUUUUGUUUUCCUUUUAGUAAUCAGCCUUCAGGUCAACAACAAUCUGGUAUACUGGUGAUGUCAGUCACUGUUCCCAGUGGUACCAAGUCUGUUCCAAGGCAGUCAUUCUAUGAGCGAUGGGUACAGUGUUUUCUUCUAACCCAAGAGAAGGGGGCCAACCUCUUUGAGAUGUCAGUUUUACCGUCUCACACAAGGGAUGGCUCUUCAUUGGCAAAUGUUGUCUACAGAAUCAUUGAUCAGAGUAUUGUUGUUCAGGAGACUGAAUAUUCUUCACAAUCUGAUGGAUCUUCAACAGAAUGAGAUCCAUCAACCCUUAGCAAUGAUCAUGAGAAACCAAAUACAGGUUAUUUUUUAAUUUCAAGCCGCUCUUUGCAUUAAAGAGGAUGAAAACGUUGGAUUUCAGCCAAGGACGGCCAAGAGUUGAAUUGUGUUCUGUACUGCGUGCUGUGUUGUUCGUAUGUUUGAGGAGGAAAGCGAUUGAAGGAGUGAAACAACAUGACACACAUUACGAUAAGGUUGGCUUCCCCUCCAGCUGGGAGCAAAAAUGUCCGAGAAAUCAUUAGAAUUAAGACUCCAGAGAAACUACUACCAUUUUGUGAAGCUGUUCCUGGAAGUGUCAUGGUCGAGACCGAAAAAACGAAAUUUAACAUGGCUGAUACCUUUAAUGAAGACAAGGCGGUACAUUUGGUGAAUGGAAACUCUCACGGUUUUCCACAUUGUGUAGAAUUUAAUUCAAAUGCCGAAGAAAGCGAGCCUACUUAUGUUAACACGAAUGGUGAUACGAAAACAGAACAAUCAAACCGAUUUACAUCUCAUGUAAACACAGAAAAUGAAAGCGAAGUAAACACAACGGAUAUGAUUAAUGGAGAAACGAAGUUGAAUUGUGAAGAAAAUUCGCAAGCACGGUGUGACAGUUGUGGGCGAGUAACUGAACGUGAAGAGUUUGAAUCAGAACUUUAUAUAACUCGCAAAGAUUUAUCUUCCAUGCAAAAUCAGUUGGCAAUGUUUAAAUCCAGGUUAGAAGAGGAAGUUUUUGAGAGAUUUAAACUGGAGGAAGAGCUUAAGUCUGAGGCUGAAACACACCAAACUGAAUUGAGCAUUUUAAAGGAGAAAAUUGAAUUUAUGGAAGAACAUGAAUUUGAGAAAACUAGGCGAAUUGAAGAGCUGGAAAGUAUGAUUGACGCUUAUAAAGAAGAGAAUGAAAAGUCUUGGGAGGAGGUGGAAAAUUUGAGAAGUGUUGUCAGUAAAUAUCAGAGCGAGUUGUGUAAGCUGAGAGAGGAGGCAAACAACGCUAGCGAUCAAGCGGUUGAAGCGAUCAAUGAAAUGGAACUGUUGACAAAGAAAACCGAGAAAAGCGAACAAGACAAAGACAGAAUUCGCAAACAACUCAAGUCUGAAAUGGAAGAGUAUUGGAGAGAAGUCCGCGAAUUGAAAAACGCUUUGGAAAACUGGGAAAAGCUUGACGUCGAAAGAAAAAGUCGCAUUCAGACAUUAGAAAACGAAGUUGCGUCUUAUAAAGGCCUUGUGAAUGAACUUCGGGAAGAGCUUACAGAAUGCAGCAACAAAACCGCAAGCGAUGAAAGGAAUCACUCAAAGGAGGAUCCGACAAAAAGCGAACAUCUUCUGGUCCUCUGUCAUGAAUUAAAUGAAAUUUUCAGAGAAAACCUCAACAGCCAGGGAAAGUUUUCUGAGUUGUCUUUCGUUCUUGCUGCCACUCAGAAAGAUCUUGAAGAAGCCCGGAAUCUAAGCCAGAGUCAAAAUCUUGCGCUUCAAGAGUUUAAGCGAAAUUACAACGAUUUACAUGAUACAAUGCUGGCAUUGACUGAAGAGAACCGACAUUUAAGGAACAGUUUAGAGAAAAAGAGUGGGAAAUUCACAGAAAUUAGAAGAAAGUUGCUUGUAUCGGAAACAGAAGUGUCUUGGCUUAAAGAAGCGUUGAAUAUUGUUGAUAAUGCCAAGAGAAAGACAGUCUGAAAGUCAAUGGAAGUUGCUAAUUAACUUUUGAAAAGGAAACACUGUUGAAACAUUUGUCUACCUUCAGUGGUUCCAUCGAGGAUUUCCUUAUAACGUUUAUAAAUUCCAUAAGAGAAACCGAAAAAUUAUUUCUUAUUUUUGUCAAAAUAUUUUCAUAUGUGACAUUCAAAUAUUCGUAAUACACAACUCUUUUUCAUUAUUAAUGUGAAACAUUUAACAGAAUUCCUAUAUAAAUAAAUUCAGACAUGUUAUCUUUCGAGUUUUCUGGGGUCUGCUUGCAAAGUCCUGAAUUUUUUUUUUACUAUUAAAUAUAAAAUUUAAUGAUCAAAGUGUUUUUUUACACGUUCAGCCCUUCUUUUGUUGUCAUUCGUGGUAUUUAAAACAAAAUUAAGAAGAGUUAAAAGCCUUCCACUUGUUUAUUAAUUUAUCAGGCGUCACUUGUGGUAACCCACCACGCCAUGUUACAGCCAAUGAAGUGUCCUUCUGGUAAUUAGGGAUCUCUUUCACUUGACGCAUCUGAUACAUCUUAACUCUUACCUUUAAUCCUUGAAAAAGCGUCGCUAAAUAUUAACAACCAGAAGAUUUUCUCAGAUCCCUGCCAGUAUCUGUUCAUAACUUAAUAUAUAUGAUAAUGUAUGAAUUUGAUUGUCAUGCAAAAAAGCCCAGAAACCUUGAAAGAAACACAAGCAUUGGACCUCGUCCACACUUCGCCGGAGAAAUUUAAAAACGCAGCUUUAUUUCUACGGUUAGGCCUUCCGUCCACACUACUC